AUGGCGACAGCGAUGAGCGCCAACGGGAACAGUCGCAGUGCUGAUGCUGCCCGUCAGCAGGCCCAGAUCCAGCCGUGUCGGUACAAAGUGGGCAAGACCCUCGGUGCAGGAUCAUACUCUGUCGUCAAAGACCGUAUCAUGGAUGAAGAGCAGUUCCAUGUCCUGACAACCACCUGCGGCACCCCCGGCUACAUGGCCCCCGAGAUCUUCAAGAAGACGGGGCACGGCAAGCCUGUUGAUAUCUGGGCUCUCGGCGUCAUCACCUAUUUCCUUCUCUGCGGCUACACACCCUUUGACCGUGACUCGGAUUUCGAGGAGAUGCAGGCCAUCCUCAAAGCAGAGUACGAUUUUCGGCCCUCAGAGUACUGGCGCGGCGUUUCCGAGGAUGCUAAGGACUUUGUCCGCCGCUGUCUGACUGUGGACGCGACCAAGAGACCCACUGCCCACGAGGCUCUCCAGCAUGCCUUCGUCGCAGGUUCGCUUUCAGGAGGCGAGAAGAACGAGAACAAUCUGCUGCCGACGGUGAAGAAAAACUUCAACGCCCGGCGCACCCUGCAUGCGGCCAUUGACACAGUCCGUGCUAUCAACAAACUACGGGAGGGGCAGAGCAACCUGAUGGACGGCGCUGCAUCCAAGGAACCGGCACGAGGCGCAAGACCGCAGCAGCAGGGCAACGGCGCCGCUCGCAAGGAAGACAGUGCCAUAAGUCUUGGAGGCGGUGGCUUGACCCAGAAGGACUCUGGGUACGGCACAACCUCUGAGUCGCAAGACGUCGUUAUGACCGAUGCUGUGCCAGCCAUUCUGCAGCCUGGCAAUGCCCAAAAUCGGGUCACCGAGACGAGUAAGGGUCUUUGGUCACCGCCGCCGCGGCGAUGA
Verticillium dahliae VdLs.17 is the source of this 876-nucleotide messenger RNA. Its product is annotated as calcium/calmodulin-dependent protein kinase type I. Lineage: Eukaryota; Fungi; Ascomycota; Sordariomycetes; Glomerellales; Plectosphaerellaceae. The transcript is spliced from 2 exons. The record is from RefSeq and is a predicted model, not a curated record. The coding region runs from base 1 to 876 and encodes 291 amino acids. Gene Ontology annotation, molecular function: calcium/calmodulin-dependent protein kinase activity; ATP binding; calmodulin binding. Gene Ontology annotation, biological process: protein phosphorylation; cellular response to oxidative stress.